Molecule: messenger RNA, 4045 nt
Organism: Epinephelus lanceolatus (giant grouper)
Lineage: Eukaryota; Metazoa; Chordata; Actinopteri; Perciformes; Serranidae
Gene: banf1
Product: barrier to autointegration nuclear assembly factor 1
Biological process (GO): chromosome organization
Cellular component (GO): nucleus; condensed chromosome
Molecular function (GO): DNA binding
Source: RefSeq, a predicted model, not a curated record
CAAGAAACGGGCGCAUUGCAUUCUGGUCCUUGUGUGCGCCGGUGAUAGAAACAGAAACCAUACACGGCUUUCAAGCGAGCCACGCUAAUAUUCAGCCUGGACAGGACAUUACACGUUACAGUUCAGUAGUUGCUGAUCUCUGACCACCUACAAAGCAGCCAUGUCAUCGACAUCCCAAAAACAUAAAGAUUUUGUGGCCGAGCCCAUGGGUGAGAAGGCUGUGAUGGCCCUCGCAGGCAUCGGAGAGGUCCUUGGCAAAAGGCUGGAGGAGAAAGGUUUUGACAAGGCGUACGUCGUCCUCGGGCAGUUUCUAGUGCUAAAGAAAGACGAGGAGCUUUUCCGGGACUGGCUGAAGGACACUUGCGGGGCAAAUGCCAAACAACAAGGUGACUGCUAUGGCUGUCUUAAAGAAUGGUGUGACGCCUUCUUAUAAAGCAUUCAGUCGUUGUUUUCUACUUCUGAAGCCCAAACUGUACAUUACCUCUUCAGUGAUCUCAAUUCAACUCAGCUGCACCAUAUAUAUGAACUGACACUGUAUACACUAAUGAGGUUAUUGAAGUCCAUUUAUUUUUAAAGUAUACUUAAAGCUGUUGGUGUAUUUCUGAAAUUAUUUGACCCCAAAAUAGAUUUCACACAUGCCCCUCUCAUGGUCUGUGUCAAGUAAGUCUAGACUUACACCCCCCUACUUUCUUUAAAUUGACAUUAAAUUAGGGCGGAUAGUCACAUAUGUCAGUAGCCCCUUUUAUGGCAGACAUUUAACUUGUAGUAGUAGUAAAAGCACAGGUGCAUCUAAUAACAAUACCAGUCUACCAGUAAGUCUAAUCACAGAGCUAGCAUGCACAUUAUGCCGCUUCAUGUGGACUUUAUAAAUGUUGUGCUGUAAGAACAGACUAUAGAGGCUCUUCAGACUGAAACUCUGCCAGUCUUGUUUUCAGUUUUGGGGAAAAGCUGCUCAUGCCCAUAUUAUUAAAUUUGUCCAAGGUCAUUAGAAUACUGCAUGUACUUUCUGUCAAAGGUUGAAUUUUAAAUGUAUGGUUCAUCUGUUGUUGGUCAUGUACUGGGAAUUUGCAUUUUUAAGUUAAACAUGGCUAAUCUGUUCUAUGUUUAAAAAUUUUACCUUCAGAUACAUUUUGAUGUCAUUUUUCUUUCUAUGUAUUGUAAUUCAACUGAAACUCUUGGGCUUCUCUCCCUGUUUGCCUGGUUUUUAAGCCACUGGAAAGGAACGUUGAUGUAAGCUGUGUUGUUUUUAAAUGGUGCAUUGUAUCACAGUUUGAUAUCAUGUACUGUCGGUCCACCAACAACAUUUAAAAGAUUUCUUGAAGAGGUGGAUUGUCUGUUUGAAGUGUCUUUCAGAGGAUGUGACUGAUUUAUGAGACAAACGAUAACAAAACCUCAAAACUAAUGUGACGCUGGUUUUAGGUGAGAAGUUGAUUGUUUUUUUUCUGUCACAAAACCUUUUAACCUUUUGAUCUUGCCAAUGAAGAAGCAACGUGGCCAGAUGCCGACAUCUGGUCUGCUCAGAGCUUGUUUGAACCUGAAGAUGGAAAAGUAUAUAAAUAAAGACUCUGAUUCAACAAACUCAAACACUGUCAAAAACGUGUCUAUUGCUGAUGAGCAGCCUUUAAAGGGAUGAUUUGGAUUUUUUGAAGUGGGUUUGUAUGAGGGGCUUAUCCAUAGUCAGUGUAUUGCCUACAGUAGAUGGUAGAUGGCACGCCACCAGUUUGGGAAAACAAGGACUGGGAACUGAAGCUGUUAUAUCCAUCCAUGCUCUCUUCAAAUAACCCAGACUCCUUUGACAAAAACAGUACGUUUACCUCACCCAACACGUGACUUUGGUGAAUCUGAAGUAACCCUUUGAAAACACCAAAGUCACACCGUAACAAGACCAAACCAACCAAACUAACUAACCAACUGAGGCAGCAGUAGACCAGCAGCUCCUGUGUUCUGCAAGGUAAAAUCACUGUUUUUGUCAAAGGCUUCUGGUGGCUUUGAAGAGAGAGUAGAUAACAGCUUCAGUUCCUUGCAGAAAGGAAUAAGGAAUAAAUAUUCUAAACAUACUGUACGCUUAAACUAGGGUUGGGUACUGAACCCAAUACUUUUAAGGAUACAGACCAAAUUACCACCAAGUACUGAUUCACGCUAAACCCAUCCAUGCCAAAUGCUGGUACUUGAGAGUGCAUAUGGGUGAGAAGGCAGAGGCCAGCCAUGGAGCUCUGAGGCUGACAUAGGCACACCGCAAAGCUGCCGGGUUCAACAUCAGAAAGAGGUGGAAACGCACUGAAGCUGGGAAGCCAGCCAUGGAGCUUCACUGCCGUUUCGUCGGCUUCCCAGGGAGCCAAACUAUCUCUUCAGCUUGAUCAAAAUACCAAUAUUUGUUGUUCCAGAGAAAGUAAAGUACUGUCAAAAAGUACUUAAAACAAAUUCCAGGUCCUGGAACCAAUUUUGGUAUCCAUUCAUUUGUGAACAGUACCCAACCCUAACUUAAACUGAUAUGAGAAAAUUUUAGGUGGCUAAAUAACGUUUUGCUGCUGCCUGUCCACAACAGUGCAUUGCUUAUCAUCUGCUGCGGUACUCCUGCCUGCUUCUCCAAACUGGGGGCGUGCCGACCACUAUCGACUGUAGGUAAUAAACUGACUACAGAUAAAUACCUCAUGCAACCCUGCUUCAAAAAAUCUGACCUUUCUAUAACGUACAAGAAUGUGUCUACUAGAUAAGCUUAACGAUGCUGCUAAUUUAGCAGUUAACAAAACAUUUUGUUUCUGCCUGAAGUGCUGGGUGUCAAGGCAAAUGAGUUGCAACAACAAUUAUUACGCUGAGACUGAUGCAACCUGUUGGUGUGCGGUCAACCAAUCAGCACCCUGUGUGUUCAUAACAUUCGUGUAACAGUUAAGAGGCUAAAGUAGUUGAUAUGCUGUACUCGUAUGAUAGAAUGUAUUUAAAGCUUCAGUAGAAGUUGACCUCGUUUCUUGCUCUGCAUACAAAAGUGAAGCGAGACCCAUUCAAUCUAUUGCUUGUAUUGUCUUUUAUACUUUUAAACUACGGUAAAUCACUGGGUUAAGGCUACAUCCACACUAGUAUGUUUCAGUUUUAAAACGCAAAACCAUUGCAGCGUAAACACCUAGCGUCCGCACUACUCUGGUGUUUUGGAACCCCUAAAACAGAGACCUUUGAGAACGCUGCUGACCCUGCUAUACGCCGGUGCUGUUUUUCAGUCCAGAUGGGCAGAAACAUUUUGGAAGCGAUGACGCAGACACCCAUGUCAGCCUUUGAAUUGGGUCUUAUUGGUACCAGCUUGUCAUGUCAAACCUUGUAGCUAGGUCUACAUACUAUUUGUGAGUUGAUCUUUCUUGUGUGGGUACUCUUUUCCAUUUUCAUGGCUUCGUCCAGAAAUGGAUGAUGCUCAGGACCGGUACCGCCCUGAUAUGUCGUCGUAUUUGCUUUGUAACAACUUGCUUCCACCUAGUCGGUCUUAGCAAUAAAAUCUCUGGUCUAACUUUUCACCAUGUCUGUAGUAUUUUCUCAAACAAGGCAACCAACCAAAUGAAAAUACGUUUUAAGGUGUGGUACUAUGGAUGGAGAUUAAUUCUUAAAUGGCGCCAAAACGCUCUUGUAUACGCAGAUUGUUUUUGCUUUGAAUUAAAACAUAUUAGUAUGAAUGUGGCCCAAGUUUCCAUUGAUUUUAAAUGAAGAUGGAAUACCGCAGUCUGCACAGUGUAGUCUGUAUUUUGUAUCAUCACCAAGCCUGAUUUUGGUCAGGUCUUCACAGCUGAGCUUGAUAGUAUCUUUUGACUGUGUUUCUAAACAUGAGAUGCCUUAAUGCAUGCUGGUUAUAAACCUUUUAUUCAGUCGGAUGAACUAUAAAACCUGCAGUAGUGCAUGUCCAGGCUGUGUCACUUAAUCUCCCAUGCACCACCAGCUGUUUGAAGAUGUAACUGUAGCAGCUUCUUGUUAAACACUGGCUGAUGUGUUUGCAUUUGACUAUGAAAACUCUUCAGUUUUUAUAUUGCUCUUAUUAUUAAAAAAGAAAUAAAAGGCAAGUAUCACA